Molecule: messenger RNA, 1236 nt
Organism: Colletotrichum lupini
Lineage: Eukaryota; Fungi; Ascomycota; Sordariomycetes; Glomerellales; Glomerellaceae
Exons: 7
Coding region: 1-1236 (411 amino acids)
Source: RefSeq, a predicted model, not a curated record
AUGAACGGAUACCGAAGCGUACAUCUUUCCCCUCUCGUCGACCGCGACAUCGGUUACAUUCGACGAAUCGGAACGCUGAAACUUACCCGUCGGUGUGACAGACCACUUACAGCUGAGGCAUUUCGAGAGAAGGCAAGAGGUGUUUUUCGAGGACUGAUUAAAUUGGAUGUACACGAUUCAGAGCACGAUAGUCUCCCAGGCCCUGAGCAUUUUGACUUUGUCGGCAAGCGAUCUGUUAGAGCAAGUCAGGCGCGAUACCUCAAUCCUCGGCUCGUCAAUAGACAUGUGGCAGUAGGCAGAGACAGACUAAUACGUGAUACUGCUGACAGAAGCAGAGAGGAGGGGGGGCCAUAUGCACAGAGGCCCAAGCUCCAUAUCUCGAAAUGCUUCAGGGCGCAUGCUCCCGUCUCAAGUGACUUCACGGCAUUGGGCGGGUUGAGUCUCCGUGUUGCUGUCCGGUACUUUGGACAAGAUGAGAUGCCGAGAGAAAGAAGCAGACGAGAAUCUGGCAAGCCUCGCUCUCUGCCGUCUUACAAGCCGGUCCACAAAAGUCUUGAAUGCAGAAACUGUACGAUCGAUGGAGAAAGGUGGCUUUGCACAUUCGGGGCUCUGCUGAGGGAUUGUGCGGGGGAAGCGAAUGAGGCCCUUGAAGUUGCAUCAGUCCUUUCUCAAAUGGUUAGCUUUUCCUGCGCCCUCUUGCUGCAUGUCCAGCGAAGACGUAAGAAGAAUGGGUUGCCUGCUGGUCAGCUACUUGGAUGGCACCGCCGUGACAGGUAUGCUUUGCGUCCGAAAAUCUUUGGAGGGAUUGAGGGAAUGUGGACAGCAUCGGAAUCAAGCACAUUUAGACAACCUCCCGUGAUGAAGGGCGGAAAGAUGCAUGGACAAGGCAAGGAGCUCAAGGUUGUACAGUGUCCAAGUCACAAACGAAGAGACAAAAAGCGCGGUUCUCACACCGGAAAUAUCGGCUUCUCGAUGUACGAGGGAUGCCUUGCAUCCAAGGUCCCGCAGCGACGAGAGCCGUGUUGUUGCCGCAGUGGCAUUCGUCAGCAAGUGACUUCUUGUCCCGGGUCUCCGGUGUUUCCAGUUGCCCGCUCUCAAGUCUCGACUCUAUUCUACACGGGUUGUAAUAUCGAUGGAGAUGCAAACGAGCUGGCUGAACUUUGGAGUGGGUUUCGAAACGGACCGUCUUCUACAGACAGCUCUGACUCUUACACGAACCCUGUUUCUUACCAAUGA